AUGACAAAGGAUAAUAAAACAAAUAAUCAUCAUCAUUUACAUCCAAAUAUAAUUCAUGAUCCUUCAUCAGAAACUUCAGGUAUAAUAGCAUCAGAAUUAGCAGCUGAAGAUGGUACUUUAAUUUCUCAAGAUUCUUUUAAAUCUCAUACUUAUGGAUCAAUAGAAUCUGAAACACCUACAACAACAGAAAAUUAUGAAAUUGAUGAUCCAAAUGGUGGUUAUGCAUUACCAAAAGCUCAAUUAUAUACUGUUGUUUCUUCAUUAUUUAUGGCUUCAUAUUUAUCUGCAUUAGAUGCUACUGUUGUUACUACAUUAUUAACAUUAAUUGCAAGUGAUUUAAAAGAAAUUAAAAACAUUUCAUGGAUUGCUACUUCUUAUUUAUUAAGUAGUUCUGCUUUUCAACCUAUAUUUGGAAAAUUAUCAGAUAUUUUUGGUAGAAAAUUUAUAUUAAUGGGUUGUACUUUUUUAUUUGGUAUUGGUUGUUUUAUAUGUGUUACUGAUUCCUUAGUAUGGUUAGUUAUUGGAAGAUUUAUUACUGGUUGGGGUGGAUCAGGAUUAACUUCUGUGGGGACAAUGACAAUGUCUGAUUUAAUUCCGCUUAGAGAUAGAGGCUUAUACCAAGGAUUAGCUAAUAUUUGUUUUGGGUUAGGAUCAGCAUCUGGUGGAUUUAUAGGUGGAAUUAUUGCUGAUACAUUAGGUUGGAAAUAUGUAUUUAUAUUACAAAUUCCAUUGGCUAUUAUUGUUGGAGUUGUUAUUCAAUUUAAUUUAAAUUUACCUGAAGGUUCACCAGGUUUGGGGGCACAUGGACAAGAUAUUUGGCAAAAAUUGAAAAGAGUUGAUUUUUUGGGUAGUUUUUGUUUAAUUAGUGCAUUAAUGAUUAUUUUAACUGCUGCUUCAUUAGGUGGAAGAGAUAUAGCAUAUACUUCUAAAUUAUUUUUAUUUUUAUGUGGAUUAAGUGCUAUAUUUUUGGGUGGGUUUAUCUAUGUGGAAGCUUACAUUAGUGAGGAACCUAUUAUUCCUAUUCAUUUAUUGGGUAAUAGAACGGUAUUAGCUUCAUCAUUAACUAAUUGGUUUUAUACUAUGGGUAUUUUUGCUACUAUGUUUUAUGUUCCUGUUUAUUAUACAUCGGUUUUGGAUAUGUCAGCAAGUGAAAAUGGAUUAAGAUUAGUACCUAAUUUAUUCAGUAUAUCUAUGGGAUCAGUUGGAGCUGGACUUUAUAUGAAACAUACUGGAAAAUAUUAUAAAUUAACCGUAUUUGCUGGAAUAUUAGCUAUAUUAGGAGUUUAUAAAAUCACAACAAUAACUCCCGAUAUUCCAACAUGGCAACAAUUUUUAUUAUUGAUUCCUUCAGGUUUAGGUUAUUCAUGUAUUUUAACAAUUACAUUAUUAGCAUUAAUCGCAGCAACUCCUUUCAAAUAUCAAGCAUGUACUACUUCCAUACAAUAUACUUUUAGAUCAACUGGUUCGACUUUAGGUGUAUCUGCUGCGUCUGCAAUUUUUCAAAAUAUUUUAGCUCAACAAUUAACUAAAAAGAUAUAUGCUAUUGUAAAAGAUCCAAAACAAGCACAAGAUAUUAUAAAUGAAGCUUUGGAAAGUACGAAUUUUAUUAAUACUGUUCCAAAAGCUGUACAAAAAGCAAUUAGAUCAUCUUAUGAAAGUGGUUGUAGAGGUGCUUUUUAUUUUGCUUUUGCUACUGUUACCUUGGGAGUUGUUAGUUCUUUAUUUAUGAGAGAACAUAAAUUACAUUCAAAUCUUAAUAGAGAUUAA
Messenger RNA from Lodderomyces jiufengensis, 1767 nucleotides. RefSeq lists its product as uncharacterized. NCBI's taxonomy places the organism in Eukaryota, Fungi, Ascomycota, Pichiomycetes, Serinales, Debaryomycetaceae. The transcript has a single exon. The record is from RefSeq and is a predicted model, not a curated record. Gene Ontology annotation, biological process: transmembrane transport; basic amino acid transport. Gene Ontology annotation, cellular component: fungal-type vacuole membrane. Gene Ontology annotation, molecular function: basic amino acid transmembrane transporter activity. The coding region runs from base 1 to 1767 and encodes 588 amino acids.